Anthonomus grandis grandis is the source of this 1816-nucleotide messenger RNA. RefSeq names its product BTB/POZ domain-containing protein 17 (gene Tango10). The transcript has 8 exons. Bases 276 to 1718 code for a protein of 480 amino acids. Gene Ontology annotation, molecular function: protein binding. NCBI's taxonomy places the organism in Eukaryota, Metazoa, Arthropoda, Insecta, Coleoptera, Curculionidae. The record is from RefSeq and is a predicted model, not a curated record.
UAAUACUCCUUAACUGCCACACGAUUAGCAAAUUCAAUUACAAAAUCAAUAUUAAAAAAGCCCUUAAUUCACGUCUGUCAAAAUCAGCUGUUAGGUUGACAGUGCUUGUUUAUAUUUACAUCUACAUCAAAUUAAAAUUAACUUCUUAAAACCUGAUUUCUAGCUAUUUUUGAAUGACCCUUUUACACAACGCUUGUUUGAAUUAAGAGCCGAAAUAAUAAUACACUUUUUCCAAUAUCAACUUAAAUGUUUCAAGAUUUUAGGGAGAAAGAAGGAUGUUUUAUGAGGAUCCUGAGAACGGUCAAUCUAGGGAAGUUAAACAACCCCAUAAUGAUAAAAACUGCCAAAUUAUGAUAGACAACUCAGACAACAUACUUAAAACACUAAAAACGUUAUGGCAAGAUCAGAGUAUGUGCGAUGUUUACUUGAAAGUUGGUGGGAAACAGUAUGGAGCCCACAGGUUCAUCCUCUCUUCAAACAGUGAUGUUUUUCAGGCUAUGUUAAUGAAUUCUGCAUGGAGCGAGUGGAAAGAAAGCCACAUCGAACUUCAAGAACUACCUAUAUGCGAAAGUGUAUUUCAGGCCUUUCUCGAGUAUUUUUAUACAGGGAAAAUUUUGAUCACUCACACAAAUGUUGUACCUAUACUUGCUUUGGCAGACAAAUAUUUAGUCAAGGGUUUACAAAGAAACUGUAUCACCUACAUGAGCUACCAUGUACCGCACGCAGCUUACCACAACCAACUGUCCCCUUGGCUGCAAUACUCUUACAUAUGCAAUCACGAGGAAACUUUAACGAGCUGCAAAAACUUCUUCAAGUGGAACUUUGAAGCUGUCGCCAAAACUACCGAUUAUGGCAACGUCGACUGUGAUAUUUUCAUUAAAAUUAUUAGUUCCGACGAUGUGGUUGUACAUAAUGAGAUGAUGCUUUAUCACUGUGUUGUACGAUGGUUGGAUUUACAAAGGGCAAAAGUAAACAAAUCUGCUAAAGAGUAUAAGGAAUUGGUUGAAAUGGUUAUGAUGAACAUUAGAUUUCCCAUGAUGACCCCAAGGGAAUUGGCCGAACUUUUGAUAUCUCCCUUGAUUAAGCAGCACGAGCAAUUUUUCGUUGACAGGAUGGCUAUUGGAAUGAAAUACCAUUCUGGUUUUGAAGAUCAACUAGAGAGGCAUUACGUUGAAGAGCGUCAUCUCUUCAUUCCCAGAUUGUAUACGUCGGAUAGCCGGUCGGCGGUUUUAAACAUUGACAAUUUUUGGGAUCUGCAGAGCUAUCAUGUGAGCACUUUCGUGUUUUCCUCUCUGUUAUCCGCUGCUGAACACGAUUCCCAUAAAAUAAGCGAGUGGGAGGUCAAGCUGUAUCCUAAGGGAGUGCAUUUUAAAAAAUGCUAUUUGAUUUGUUGGCAAGGUACCAUGGAAGUUCCUGAAGAAAUCUUGAAAACCGUCAGGUUAUCUUUGACCUGUGGUGAGUCGGCUAAUGCCAACGUGAGAGUAAAAGUCUCAGUGUUGAUUUAUGGUAUACAAGGAGGUGUGGAACAUGUGAUGCAAAUAAUCGAAAAAUCCCACUACUUUAACGCGCAAAGUAAUAUUUUAAACAUGGACGAUCUGAUCCCGUUUCACGUUUUAAAUCCGGGCGCUAGUCUCGAUCCGACUUACGAAAAUCCGUACUUGAUCGGCCCCAAUAAGAAUCAACUUAAAUUGACCAUUGUUAUUGCACCAAUUCAAUAAUAUAAUCCGAAAUAUAUCUUUGUUAUUUGUUUUUUUUUUUCGUAUAUUAAAGCUUUUUUAGUUGUUAUAUAAUAAUAAGAAUAAAGUUUUUAAUGAGA